AUUGCAAUUGAUCGCGUCUUUUUACAAGUGACAAGGGGUUGACAUUUUUGUGUUAUUAAUUUUGCCUUGUAUGAAAUGAAAUUACUACUGUAAAUAGUUUUAGCAUUUGUAAUUUAAACUGUAGAAUAAAGUUAUUCGAAAAUGCACGAAUUCCAGUACAUGUGUUCAUUCGUCUGUUGAAGGGUCAGAAACAACGUCGGGUUGGAGUCUAUGCAACAACAGCCACAGCCAUUGGAGGAGACGCCAUUCCGUUGUGAGACUUGUGGCAAGUACUUCUCACGCAAGGACCAUUACAAGAACCAUGUCAUGUGGCAUACUGGCGACUCUCCGCACCGCUGUGACUACUGCCCCAAGACCUUCACGCGGCGCGAGCACCUCAUGAACCACACGAGGCAGCACACGGGCGAGUCCCCACAUCAGUGUAACUUCUGUUCCAAGAGCUUCACGCGGAAAGACCACAUGGUUUACCACGAGCGUCAGCACACCGGGGAAACCCCAUUCUCGUGCCAGUUCUGCCCGAAAGCCUUCACACGGAAGGACCAUCUGGUCAACCACGUCCGACGGCACACCGGUGAGUCGCCACAUAAGUGUACGUUCUGUAACAAGAGUUUCACGAGAAAAGAACACCUGACUAAUCAUAUCCGUCAACACACAGGGGAGUCGCCGCACCGCUGUCCGUUCUGCACCAAGAGCUUUACACGGAAAGAGCAUUUGACCAAUCAUGUCCGCAUCCACACGGGGGAGUCGCCACACAAUUGUGAGUAUUGCAAUCGAACUUUCACACGUAAGGAGCACCUGAAGCGGCAUGUCCGCCAACACGCGUCCGGGGCAGAGUUCAACUGCAUCAUCUGCAGUGCGCCUUUCGCCACCAAAGAGAAUCUUGUAGAGCACAUGCACACCCACCCACGGGACCGACCUUACAUCUGUUCAGAAUGUGGCAAGUCCUUCCCACUGAAAGGUAACUUAUUGUUUCACCAACGCUCACACCAGAAGGGGCUCCCCCAUGAGCGACCAUUCCAAUGCGAUCUCUGCCCAAAAGAUUUUAUGUGCAAGGGGCAUCUCGUAUCGCACAGACGCAGCCAUACCAAUACCAAGCAAUACAACUCACAGCAGUUUGACAAAACUUUCGACAACAAGAGCAGCUUCAUGUUGAAGCAGAUCAUGAAAGGUGAAACGUCAGACAUGACGGCGCACGUCAUUCAGACCCCCUCGGCGCAGGAUUUUGAUGACAAGAACCCUUUUAUGCUGAAGGAAAUAAUGAAAAAUGAACUGACUGAGAUGACCCAUGUGCCGGUUGUGCCGCAUUUGCCCCCUCCGAGGCCCCACCCGGUCCACACGGUGAAUGUAGCUACUCAAGCCAGUCUACCGCUGCUACCUCAUGAGGUACAUCUCCAGCAACCAAAUCCACUAAUGGCGGCUGUUACGUAAUCAUCACAAUCGCUUUGUAUCGUAACUGGUUCAGUGUACUUUGUGUAUAAGAUAGCUCUGUAUGUUGCUUGGUGUAUAUGUUUAUAGCAGCUAUGUUAGCCCAUAGGUCUUGUGAUUGAAAAGUAGUAUAAAUAUAUUAUGUAGUGAAUUUAUACAUAAAGCCCCAGCUCGGCCCUAAGUGAACAAAAUGACCAUUACAUCACUAUAAUCAUAGGAAAUAUUAUUUAUACUAACAUAAGUUAGUAGUUUCAGUAUUAAUUGUUUCAGUUGUAAGUUUGAACUGUUAUCAGUUGUAUAUGAAUUUCCAUAUUUUAUUUGAAUUAAGCAAUUUAUGUCCAGUCUGAGAUUUAUCAAUUUUAAUUGUUUAUCUAUUUCAAUUGAUGUCUAAGAACAAAUAAAGUAAUUAGUACAAAAUUA
This is a messenger RNA of Homalodisca vitripennis (glassy-winged sharpshooter), 1845 nucleotides long. Its product is annotated as zinc finger protein OZF-like. NCBI's taxonomy places the organism in Eukaryota, Metazoa, Arthropoda, Insecta, Hemiptera, Cicadellidae. Gene Ontology annotation, molecular function: RNA polymerase II cis-regulatory region sequence-specific DNA binding; DNA-binding transcription activator activity, RNA polymerase II-specific. Bases 211 to 1428 code for a protein of 405 amino acids. The record is from RefSeq and is a predicted model, not a curated record. The transcript is spliced from 2 exons. Gene Ontology annotation, biological process: regulation of transcription by RNA polymerase II. Gene Ontology annotation, cellular component: nucleus.